This is a messenger RNA of Pteropus alecto (black flying fox), 1334 nucleotides long. It is a transcript of the gene MED22, whose product is annotated as mediator complex subunit 22. Gene Ontology annotation, molecular function: transcription coregulator activity. The record is from RefSeq and is a predicted model, not a curated record. The transcript has 5 exons. Gene Ontology annotation, biological process: regulation of transcription by RNA polymerase II. Lineage: Eukaryota; Metazoa; Chordata; Mammalia; Chiroptera; Pteropodidae. Bases 196 to 798 code for a protein of 200 amino acids. Gene Ontology annotation, cellular component: mediator complex.
GCCGGAAAGGGCGUGGAGACCGUGGCCGGCCGGCGGGGAGCCGCGCCUUCCCCGGGACUGCGUACGCCUCCCCCGGGACUGAGUACGCCUCCCCCGAUCCCGCCCGGGCCACGAGUCCGCCGGGCUCGGGCUGUGCCGAGCAGGUGCUGACCGUUAGCCCCAGGCCGCCGCCCACUGCCUGCCGGAGGCCCCGCCAUGGCCCAGCAGAGAGCCCUGCCGCAGAGCAAGGAGACGCUGCUGCAGUCUUACAACAAGCGGCUCAAGGAUGAUGUCAAGUCCAUCAUGGACAACUUCGCCGAGAUCAUCAAGACCACCAAGAUUGAGGAUGAGACACAGGUGUCCAGAGCCACUCAGGGUGAGCAGGACAAUUACGAGAUGCACGUGCGAGCCGCCAACAUCGUCCGAGCCGGAGAGUCCCUGAUGAAGCUGGUGUCCGACCUCAAGCAGUUCCUCAUCCUCAACGACUUCCCGUCGGUGAACGAGGCCAUCGACCAGCGCAACCAGCAGCUCCGUGCCCUGCAGGAGGAAUGCGACCGGAAGCUCAUCGCCCUGCGAGACGAGGUCUCCAUCGACCUCUACGAGCUGGAGGAGGAGUAUUACUCGUCCAGCUCCAGUCUUUGCGAAGCUAAUGAUCUGCCUCUGUGCGAAGCUUACUGGAGGCUGGACCUCGACACAGACGCCGCUGAUGGCCGCUCGGCCCCUCUGCUGGCGUCCCCGGAGCCCAGCGCUGGCCCCCUGCAGGCUGCAGCCCCUGCCCACUCCCACGCCAGCGGCCCUGGCCCCACGGAGCACCCCUGAGCCUCCCGCGCCCCAGCCCAGGGCCUUAGGAACAAAAUCCAGGGCCCCCUUCCGGCCGCCCAGCCUCCCUCCUCUCAGCCUUGGUUUCCACUUGGGGAGCCACUGUGGCCUCCUUGGGCACCUCCUCGGCACAGGGACAGCGCACCCAGGGGUGUCGGGGGAAAGUCGCUCCCCCGGCCCUUGCCAGGGUGGCCCAGUCUUCCCAAGUCACGUCUGGUCGCUGCCUUCCCGGCCGGCUGGUGAGAGAGGUGUCUAGGGCGCUUCGCCCAGCCGAGGACCUCACAGCGGGGCAGGGCGGGCGCCCGAUGUCCGGGGACAUGACCUGAGCCUGCCGUUUAAAAUGGGGGGUGCUCUGAGUGGGCGGUGCUAGCCCUUCGGCCAGGCGCCCCGUGCAUGGCCACCACGCCGCGUCGCCCCGAGGGGCGCUGCAGGGCUGGGGUGCCGCUGGUUGCGCACAGGCCGGCAGGGCGUCCGUGUUCAUGUUCCGGCUGUUUUUCUGCAGCGAGACUGUCAAAUAAAAACAGAGCCGCCCUUGG